Messenger RNA from Tupaia belangeri chinensis (Chinese tree shrew), 1197 nucleotides. RefSeq names its product TruB pseudouridine synthase family member 2 (gene TRUB2). Bases 34 to 1026 code for a protein of 330 amino acids. Gene Ontology annotation, molecular function: RNA binding; pseudouridine synthase activity. The record is from RefSeq and is a predicted model, not a curated record. The transcript is spliced from 8 exons. Gene Ontology annotation, biological process: pseudouridine synthesis; RNA processing. NCBI's taxonomy places the organism in Eukaryota, Metazoa, Chordata, Mammalia, Scandentia, Tupaiidae.
ACUCCUCAGCUACCCCUGCCGCAGGCUUCGGGUAUGGGGUCUGCGGGCCUGGCGCGCUUGCAUGGCCUCUUUGCGGUCUAUAAGCCGCCGGGGCUAAAAUGGAAACACCUGCGGGAUACCGUGGAGCUGCAGCUUCUGAAGGGUCUUAAUGCUGGGAAACCUCCUGCCCCUGAACAGCGUGUUCGCUUCUUGCUGAGUUCCAGAGAAGGCAAUGAAAAGGAGUUGACCCUUACAGCUACCAGUGUGCCCGCUCUCACCAACCAUCCACUAGUACGUGGACCAGCAUUUACCAGGCUGAGUAUUGGUGUGGGACACAGGCUGGAUGCCCAGGCUUCUGGGGUUCUUGUGCUCGGCGUGGGACGUGGAUGCAGGCUCCUCACUGACAUGUACGAUGCUCAUCUCACUAAGGAUUAUACAGUGCAUGGCAUCCUAGGCAAAGCCACAGACGACUUCCGUGAGGAUGGGCGGCUGGUGGAGAAGACCACAUACGACCAUGUGACCAGAGGGAAGCUAGACCGGGUCCUGGCUGUGAUCCAAGGCUCCCACCAGAAGGCCCUGGUAAUGUAUUCCAACCUCGACCUGAAGACUCAGGAGGCCUACGAGAUGGCUGUGAGGGGCUUGAUCCGACCCAGGAACAAGUCCCCGAUGCUGGUAACCGGCAUCCAGUGCUGCCACUUUGCACCUCCAGAGUUUGUCUUAGAGGUGCAGUGCCUGCAUGAAACGCCGCAGCAGCUGCGCAGGCUGGUGCACGAGGUCGGCCUGGAACUGAAGACCAGCGCUGUCUGCUCCCAGGUGCGGCGCACACGCGACGGCUUCUUCACACUGGACGAUGCUCUCCUGAGGACCCACUGGGACCUACAUAGUAUCCAGGAUGCCAUCCAGGCUGCAGCCCCCCGGGUGGCAGCAGAACUAGAGAAGAGCUUAAGACCAGGACUGGGCACCCAGCAGCUCUCUGGUCCAGACCAGCCCUGGGACUCUGAGGACACAAGUGCUACCUUGGGGCUGGAAACACACGCAGGGCAUUGAAGGGCCAGGCAGCUGGUGGGACAGCAGGUGGAUAAAGAGAUAAGAAUUCAAGAACUGUUAGGGACCAGCAGGUGGCAUAGUGGUUAUGUCCUUGAGCUCCCACAUGGUAGACUGUGGUUCAGUCCCUGACCCAGUGGCUUGAAAAUCAGGCUGGGCACAUGUGUGUGCAUA